CGAGAGGGAGGAGAGCGAGACAGAGAAAAGGUCAAAAGAAGCAGAGUAGGAAUUAUAAGAGGGGAGGGCGAGAAAACGAAAGGGCUGUAAGGCGGGCUUCAGCGAUGCUCUUACCAAUCUCCAAGGUGAGGAAAGAAAUUGGAACCACCACGACCUGCUUCCAGGGGAAGAAAAAGAUCACUCUCGUCUCUGACUCCAAAUAAUUGAGUUUGCUCUGAGUUUCUCUUUACCUUAAGGAUAAUUCCGUUUCAUUACGAAGUUUCAUUCGUCGUUAUAACGCGAGUGGUUUUUUUUAAUCAAAAAUAUUUGUAUACAUACAAUCUCGAUUUCAAUUCCUUUCUUGGGGCUGCCGCCACUGGAAGCUGACGCAACUUUAAGCAACCGACCAAUCAAACGGCACGACCGCAUUUUGUCCCGAGCGAUGCUGGACGCCAGCAUGUAUUCCGAGCCCACGGAUAGAUUUGAAGGUUAGCGAUAUUUGUGCGGUAGAAAAAUUUUGCCGAUUGCAUCAAUUGGCCCUUGUUUACUAAAUAAAAUCCUCCCCCCGACCGACUGAAUAAAGCAACGAGACAGUUAACAAAGUUGUAGCAUUAGAGCAAAACUAGAAAAGAAAUAACCCGGAACCCGGGUGGUUCUGAGUUGAGGUUCAACGCCGAUUCGACCGAUCAGAAUGAAGCUGGUCGACAACGUGGUGCGGAGUUUCAAGGUGGCAAAAGUCUUCCGCGAGAAUACCGACAAAAUAAACAGUAUAGAUUUCUCGCCGAGUGGUGAUACCCUGAUAUCAUGUUCCGAGGACGACCAGAUAGUGAUAUACGAUUGCGAGAAGGGGACGCAAGUCCGAACGGUUAAUUCAAAGAAAUACGGGGUGGACCUGAUCCACUUUACCCAUGCAAAAAACACCGCGAUACACAGCAGCACAAAAAUAGAUGACACGAUACGCUACCUCUCCCUCCAUGACAACAAAUACAUUCGCUACUUCCCCGGUCACACGAAGAAGGUGGUUUCUCUAUGCAUCAGUCCCAUCGAGGACACUUUCUUAUCUGGGUCUCUUGACAAAACGCUGCGCCUCUGGGACUUAAAGUCGCCCAACUGUCAGGGACUGAUGCAGCUAUCGGGUCGCCCGGUCGCCGCCUACGAUCCAGAAGGCUUGAUAUUUGCCGCAGGAGUCAACUCCGAGUGCAUAAAGCUCUACGACCUCAGGAGCUUUGACAAGGGACCGUUUGUCACUUUCACAUUGUCUCAGGAGAGAGAAUGCGAUUGGACCGGUCUGAAGUUCAGCAGAGACGGAAAGACAAUUCUUAUAUCCACAAAUGGCAGCAUCAUACGGCUAAUUGACGCCUUCCACGGAACGCCGCUUCAAACUUUCACCGGGCAUUUGAACAACAAGGGGAUACCAAUCGAGGCCAGCUUUAGUCCGGACUCUCAAUACGUUUUCAGUGGAUCAACUGACGGCAGAGUUCAUAUCUGGAAUGCCGACACAGGGUAUAAGGUAUGCGUUCUCAACGGUGACCAUCCUGCACCUGUACAAUGUAUCCAAUUUAACCCCAAGUACAUGAUGCUCACAUCGGCAUGCACCAACAUGGCCUUUUGGUUACCAACCGUCGAGGAAACUGAGUGAAGAAGUUCAGUUCAAAAACUUUCGUAUACGAUGUACAAAGUCAGCUGGUAAAAAAGGAGGAAACCUUGGCCAGGAUCAAAAUUAAACGCAGGCUGUACUUGUUACAAGUACUGAGGAGAAGAAAAUCGACCUUUUCAUCCAAUAAUAAAAUUGCUGCACUAUUAAUGAAAUCAGGGAUAUUCCAACAUUGAACACUGUUGAAUAAUAUUUUACAUGGUCCCUUACAAUGAAUUUUGCUAGUAUUAGAUUGUACCUUCAACACCAGUGCUCAGGAUUUUUAUUUCAGGCUCUUUACACUGAAUGGGGUACAUGAAAAAGGCGAAUACCUUUGUAUAUUUUGUAACCAUCCUAAAUUCCAGGACUGUACAUUUAGAAAAUGAUACAUUUAAUGUGAAAACAUUGAACGAGUACCAGCAGAAAGUAAUAAUAACAAGGAAAAGUGUUUUGAAAAUAAUUAGAACGUAUGCAUUCGAGUUGAAAUUUUUUAUGAGUACUCUAUUCGCAUGAAAUGAUGGGCUUUACAAUUUUUCACGCAUUUGACAGUCAUUGAUAAUUAUCAGAUGAUCACAUUAAUUUGAUUUGUGCUCAGGUACAGUACUUUGCUAAAAAGUACAUAAAUCGGAGCCUUGACGUUUGGCUUUGUUGUCCAUGAUUUUUUUUCCCUAUUUUCAUUCUAUUUGCUUUUUACAAAAACCUCAGGGAUACAUAAGUUUUCUGUGAGCCAAGACAUUCAAUUGUUCUGAAGUACGACCUCAGUCUGCACCUUUAAUGCAACUUUAUCUCCAGAAAUCACUACAGGAAAAUAAUACAUUCUGCUCACAAGACAGCUGCAUCUAUUAUUUUCCAUGAAAAAUGAUAUUCAGUAUUUAUGUAUAAUUCUCAACAUGAAAUUGCAUUAUGAAUGUGGAAUAACGUGUAUAUUUAUAAUCUUGACAAUGAACUUACUUAUUUAUCAUUUCAUAACUCUAUAAUGUUUCUGUAGGUCAGAAAUUUGAAAAUAUCCUUUGCUGAUAGACAAAUUAAACCUAAACAUUGAUAUAUGCCUAUGCACGUAUAUAUAUAUGUUUGGAAAUAUUAUAAUCAUCAGUUGAAGAUUGCCACGAAAAAGUUUUAAGAGGAAUUAUUUUCAAUCCGUGAGGUACUAGCUCUUUACUUAUUUGAAUUUACACUUCUGGAAGUAAAGCAAUCUUUAUAUAACAUAACUGACACGCAAAAAAUUGUAAGAAUAUCAAUGAUGGUCCCCUUGGUGAUAUAUUUUAUAAUCUUAUUAAUACGGAGACAUUCAAUAAUAUUUAAAUUCCAGAAAAUUUAUCUGAGUGCGGAAUGAUUUCUGCAGCGGUAUUCUGGGGUCUGCGAUUAUAUUUGUACGAUACGAUACCACCGUAGUUUAAUACUGUAACUAACGAUUUAAUAAGAUAGUAUAAGACCUAAAGAUGGCUUCUCCAUUUUCUGUGUAAAUACCAUACACUAAUGUUUCCAUUAGACUUUCUAAUACUAUAAAUAGUUUUAUAUAAGAAUAACUUUUAUUAUCUCUGUGGCACGCGUGCUUGUACAAUUACGGAGUGUGGGUUUCGUGCGAAAGAAAUGUACGGAUGUUCUGUAAAAUAAUAUUUUAUAACGGCAUAUGUGUAAUUCUAAUAAGAAUAAUUGAUAAUUGUGUAAUAAAUAUUAUGUGUUAUUAACAUAAUGUUUUAAACUCCAACAGAUGUCUUGCUAGAGCAUUUGAGAAUUCUAACGCACGAUUAUAAACCACGAAUUGAUUCUCUUUUUGCACUCAUUGCUUCAUUUUCUGUUUUUUUUUUAGUUUUCAUCUAUAAGUUUACUGGAAAAACACAAAAAGCUAUCAGUCACACCUUCUAUGUAAAAAAAAAAAACAGUUUUCAUUCUCAUUUAAUAACUUUUGAAAUGAUUUUAUUUUUACUUGCAAAUGACAGGUUUUAUAACGCCUACUUCGAUUUUCUUAAAAUUCAAAUAUACAAUUUUUCUGCUGCCACUUAAUUAUCAUAUUUUCUAUUUAUUAACAUAUUUUUGUUCUUCACUAAAGUCAGUAGCUGCAUUAAUUUUUCACAUCAGAUUAUGGUAAAAUGUAAUUACUCACCUAGUGCUAUGGUGAAGAAUUGAUAAUCUCUUAAUUUUUGGACUUUAAUUCUUGUUAUUGAUUCACCAUGCAUUUCAAUCUGUCUGAGAUCUUAGAUAAAAUUUUGUUCUUUUUUUACACGAAAAAUAAUAAUUUUGAUUCCGUGGAAAAAACUGUGGCUGUGUUUGUAGAUAUACAAACCUUUUUAUAUGUGGGGGGGGGGUUCUAUCACAGAAGAGUAAUAAUGUUAGUCACGCCAAGUACUUUAUAGUACACUCAGACUGACCGAAACAUUUUUUCAACAUUUAUAGAAGGUAAAUUAUUGGAGUAGGCUAAAGCAGAAAAAAAAACAUUGAUAUACUUUUAUUCUAGUGAAUAUUGUAAAUCAAGUAACUUGCAGGAAGUUUUGUCAAUAAAAUAUAAUCCUAUUUUGGAAAUAA
Messenger RNA from Neodiprion fabricii, 4135 nucleotides. It is a transcript of the gene Wdr82, whose product is annotated as WD repeat-containing protein 82. The coding region runs from base 671 to 1618 and encodes 315 amino acids. The record is from RefSeq and is a predicted model, not a curated record. The transcript has a single exon. Gene Ontology annotation, cellular component: Set1C/COMPASS complex. Lineage: Eukaryota; Metazoa; Arthropoda; Insecta; Hymenoptera; Diprionidae. Gene Ontology annotation, molecular function: protein binding; chromatin binding.